AUGAGCGAAGCACUGAACAACGACAAUAACGAUACUGCCACACAAGCCCCGCCUCGUCUAGAUACAGCAUCGCCCGAAACCGAGAAUACAGUAAUUACCGCAUCGCCGCAAUCAUUUUCUGAGCCAGCAGUUUACGGUCAUUCGUAUCAGACUCAUACUAUAUCUGGUGGGCACAAUAUCCUUGGUAAUGUCUACUUCGGUGCCGCGUCCGAUCCAGAAGCAGAUCUCUUCUCCAGGACGAGCGCUGUUAAACGGCAGGCAACCGGACCUUCUUUACUGCCAAAGGCAUCGAUCAGUUUCUUCACCGGUAGACGCUUGCAACUAGAGCAGCUAAAAACAUGGUUACUUGAACCGAUAUCCAACGUUUUAUCCCGGAAAGUUGUCGUGGUGCAUGGUUUAGGGGGCUCAGGCAAAACGCAGUUCUGCUUGAGAUAUGCCGAACAGAACAGAAGCAGUCCAUAUCUGACCUCAAAGAGAUAUUGGGGUGUGUUCUGGAUCGAUGCAAGUACCCUCAAAGCAGCAGACCGUUCUUACGAGCAGAUAGGAGACAUCUUUCGCAAAGGUGCGACGCCUGCUGGUGGCCGUUUCUGGCUGUCUCAACAACAUCAGCCAUGGCUGAUGAUCGUUGAUAACGCUGACGAUCCUGACCUUGAUAUGCCAUCCGUGCUGCCAAUUGGAACUCGUGGCCAUAUAUUGAUCACCUCGCGCAACCCAAACGUGAAAGACCAUGCGACCGCUGGCACUAUCCACCUGACGAAGAUGGAACCGGAGGAAGCCAUUGACUUACUCCUACGCACAGCAUAUCCGGAUGACGCGUCAGCAAGGGCAAGAAAUACGUACAGAAAUUGCGCCAUGGGAAUUGCUGAACAGCUUGGAUAUCUGGCCAUAGCCCUUCGUCACGCCGGCUCCACGAUCCGAAGAAAGAUCUACACAAUCGAAAAAUAUCUAAGUUUAUAUCUAGCACGUCGUGGAUAUUUGAUAAACCCUAGAAUGUCGUUGAAUGAUAAAGAGGCUGAUAUCAUAACCACAUGGGAGAUCCCGUUCCAGAGACUAGAGAAUCGAGCUAGCAGCAGAUGCGGUAGCACUUCUACACCUUUUCGCUUUUCUGCAUCAUCAAGCCAUACCUCAAACGUUGCUGCAAGCGCCAUGGUUCUGCAAGGCCUCUAA
Molecule: messenger RNA, 1167 nt
Organism: Lithohypha guttulata
Lineage: Eukaryota; Fungi; Ascomycota; Eurotiomycetes; Chaetothyriales; Trichomeriaceae
Exons: 3
Coding region: 1-1167 (388 amino acids)
Source: RefSeq, a predicted model, not a curated record